This is a messenger RNA of Mytilus trossulus (common blue mussel), 1627 nucleotides long. RefSeq lists its product as uncharacterized. Gene Ontology annotation, cellular component: nuclear body. Bases 103 to 1542 code for a protein of 479 amino acids. Gene Ontology annotation, molecular function: RNA polymerase II general transcription initiation factor activity. Gene Ontology annotation, biological process: snRNA transcription. The record is from RefSeq and is a predicted model, not a curated record. The transcript is spliced from 9 exons. Lineage: Eukaryota; Metazoa; Mollusca; Bivalvia; Mytilida; Mytilidae.
AUGAAUGUCACCAGGAACCGUCUUGCUGAACCCUGCAUUGUUCAAUGUUUGGGAAGACUGGUUGAAAAGAAAAUAGAGUCGACUUUGAUUUAUCAAUUAUAGAUGGCAGCUAAUCGACCAAGACGACGUACCAGGGAGAUACCUAUAGUUUAUCAUGAUAAUGACAAUUGGAGCACAAAAGAGAAAAGAAGAUAUCAAAGAGCUUUGUUGAAGCAUAGUCCUCUAGAAAUAGGAAAAAUAGCUAAAUGUGUUCAAACCAAAAGUGCAAAGGAGGUAAAGGCCUAUUUAGAACUAAUGGAGAAGAAAGUAAAGAAAAAAGCGGAUGAAAGACCAAAAGAAGCAACAGAGAUGUGGGGUACUUUAGCUUCAGACUUAGUAUCAUGUGAAUUAAAAGAUUAUAGUGAAGCCUUAUCACAGGUAAUGGCUGUAGCAGGGAAUUUAGAAAAUCCUUUUCCACCAGAUUCUCCUGAUGCUCCAGAUUACAGUUCUAUUUAUAGAUACUUGUCCGCUAUUCUUGCUGGGGCGGAUUUACCAUAUUUAGGAUAUCUUGAAAGUAGUAUUGUCCAGGAUCUACUUCAUGGUUUGGUGGACACAAUCAGAACAUCUGAUACCAGUAAACAACAGGAAAUAAUGAUUAACAAAUAUCAUCUAUUGACCAGUAAAAUAGAUAUCAACAAUACCAUGCUCAAUGUUAAGAGGUGUCGUAAAGCUGUAAAUAAUGAUUUUUCUGACUUUGAAAAAGCUGGCAAUGCUCACGAUAGGCCCAACUCACCCAUACUUAUAGAUGAGAGCCUACCAGUGUGUAAUAAAAAGAAAGAAGAGAGCACACCAGUGUGUUAUAAAAAGAAAGAAGAAAGCACACCAGUCAAUAAAAGAAAGAGAGGUAGACCAUCAAAAAGGACAUCUACCUCUUCUGAAACUGUAUCUGCAAACAUGGGACCAGAUGAAUUAUCUACAAGUCAGAAUGCAGAAUCAGAUAAGACAGACGAAAUCUCUAAAACUCCAGGAAAAAAAAUAUCAAGGAAAGAUUCUAGUCAUCUGCCUGAUCCUUCAGGAGAUAGAUCAGGUACAGAAACUCAAACAAAUACUGCAAAAACCAUUCAAUCACCAAAGACCACCAUUAUUCACCCUGAGGGUCAUAGUUCUAAAUCUUCACCACCCAGUACCAGUCAGAACCAGCCUGGACCGUCAGGUGAUACAUCAUUUGGUUCUUCAACAGCCAAUGAAAAUGGUCAAGAUGAAGCAGAUGGAAGUCAAACUGAAGAUAUUCCAAAAAAGCCAUCAUUGUUUACAUUGAACCCAUAUUGUAUUCCUAUAGACUUGAUUAGAUUCAAUCCUUUAGUUUCAGCAACUGUUGUCUUUAACCCUGUUAAAAAGAAUACAACACCGAUUCCAGCGAUUGUACCAAAAACAAAUAGAAAUGCAAAAAAGCACAAAGAUGGAGAAGUCGAUUUGAUUUGUAUGAAUGAGAGAAAAGACAUUAUUGGUAGAGAAAGAUUCAUUUCUAUAACUCGUACUAGUAUGAAUUACGACGACAAUUGAAAAUAUCAGUAAAAAAAGUUAAAUACAAAAACAAGGCCAGUUAGGAUCAUGUCUUUUUACCACUGUAAUAAAGUUUGAAAAAUUA